AUGUAUUUCUUCCUCUGCAAUCUGUCCUUUAUUGACCUGUGUACCACAACCAGCGCGGUGCCUAUGUCCCUUGUCAACUUACUGAGAGACUGCCCCACUAUCACUUACAAUGAUUGCUAUACCCAAUUGACCAUUUCCCUAUUCUUGGGCAUGACUGAAUGCUGCCUACUGGCUGUCAUGGCUUACGACCGAUUCGUCGCCAUAUCGAACCCCUUGCGUUACACGCUGAUCAUGACAAUGAGGGCUUGCUUCCAGAUUGCUGCCACCAUGUGGAUCAGUACCUUCCUGCUGACUAUAAUUCCUAUAAUCACCAUACCGGCUCAGUUUUGUGCAGGGCACAAUGUAGUGAACCAUUUUGUAUGUGAGUUCGAAGCUGUCUUUAAGCUGGUCUGCUCAGACACCACUUUCAGUGAGAUGCUGCUGUUGAUAAACUCGAUCUUCAUCGUGCCCCUCCCCUUUCUGUUCAUCCUCCUCUCUUAUAUCCGAAUCGUGGUGGCCAUAUUGAAAAUCCCCUCCACAGCUGGGCGGUGGAAAGCUUUCUCCACCUGUGGAUCGCACCUGACUGUGGUGACCAUCUACUACGGGACCAUCAUCUCCAUUUAUGUCAUACCUCAGAACAAAGACAAUAAGGACCGGGACAAAAUCAUCUCUAUAUUUUAUGGAACAGUGAUCCCCUUGGUAAACCCUCUCAUUUAUACAUUGAGAAACAAGGAUGUGGUAGGAGCUUUGAGAAAGGCAGCUGGGAAAAUCAAGCAAGAACUGGAGUAG
Messenger RNA from Tachyglossus aculeatus (Australian echidna), 768 nucleotides. RefSeq names its product olfactory receptor 13H1-like. Gene Ontology annotation, molecular function: G protein-coupled receptor activity; olfactory receptor activity. The record is from RefSeq and is a predicted model, not a curated record. The transcript is spliced from 2 exons. Bases 1 to 768 code for a protein of 255 amino acids. Gene Ontology annotation, cellular component: membrane. Gene Ontology annotation, biological process: G protein-coupled receptor signaling pathway. Lineage: Eukaryota; Metazoa; Chordata; Mammalia; Monotremata; Tachyglossidae.